Molecule: messenger RNA, 1110 nt
Organism: Apiotrichum porosum
Lineage: Eukaryota; Fungi; Basidiomycota; Tremellomycetes; Trichosporonales; Trichosporonaceae
Exons: 2
Coding region: 1-1110 (369 amino acids)
Source: RefSeq, a predicted model, not a curated record
AUGAGCCUGUCCACAGCAAACCCAGCGGUCGUGUUGGACCCAACGGCAUAUCCACACGUGUUCGAUACGAUUCUGGAGUUCUCUGGCGUUCGUACCCUCCUCGCCCUGCGCUGCACGUCUCGCCAUGUCAAGAGCCUCGUCGACCCCAUUCUCCAGCGUGAGCGCAAGCACAUCGUCAUUCUCGCCUCUAGUAUUGUUUACCGAGACGGGACUAUGGCCCGUGGACUCUCUGGAGCACAGCUGCGCGUCGUGGACUUUCGCGGACCACAGUCGACCCGGUACCCCACCCUCGAGGCCGACCAGGAACUCUGGGGUCGGCAAGCUCGGCUUCCCCGCACGACGUGUACCUGCGGUCGUCACUGGAUUGUCUACUCCGCUGACACUGUCCGACAGGACAUGGUGCCAGUGUGUUCCAAGUGCGCGGACGUUGCUGGCGAUCGUUUGGUAGUGUUUGCCGACCUCAGCUGGGGGUGUACUCCGACUCCCCACUUAUAUGCUGCCCACGACCAGAAAACCAUGGUCUACACCCUCCUCGUGGACAUGACCAUGCACCCUAAUGACGUCCCACCCUUCAAAUACCCUUGGAAGUAUAAUGGAAGAGAAAUCUCAAUGGUGAGGCUGCCCAAGACAGUCAACAACGUCGUCUACCACAUCGUGCACCACACUCCGCCAGGACCCACACGCGCCAUCUACAUGGACUCUGGGGUCAUUCCCUACCGAGACCCCCGUAUCGGUUGGCUCCUCGACAACACCGCCCAUUUCAUCGCCAAGCACAUCCAUCUUCGGCCCGCCAAAGUCGAGUUUACCUUUGUCGACGUCGAAAAGUGGAACACAGCGUGGAUUACGGUUCCGAGCGACAGUGAAUCCAGCGGCUGGGACAUGCGACAACGAAUUGUACACGCAAUCGCCCACGCAGGCAUCACAAACCACGAAUGGUCCCACGAGACCGCAAUCCACCGCGUGAAUGCCUCGGUCUUUUUCCUCAGCACAGCGGCAUACAUCGCAAGAGAGGGUCUGGAGCAGUAUGUGUUGGAGACCGGAUGGAACUAUGAGCAGCCAGAGGAGAUUCCCAAAGAACCAGAGCAGCCCAUCAAGUUGGUCGUGGGAUAA